CCUCCAGCCGCUGGCGGUGCGAGAAGUUUUGCAGGAGCAGGAACAGGUGCUGGGGCUGGGCCGUUUGGUGGUGGUUUCGGUGGUGGCUUUGGCCCAGGAGCUGAUUUUAGGAGCGGACCUCAAAUUCCCAUCUUGCGAUACACCAAUGAUAAUGACGGAAGCGGCAACUAUCAAUACAGUUACGAAACUGGAAAUGGUAUCAACGCCGAAGAAAGAGGACGAUUCGUUGGUGGAUUACCGGAAGAAAUCCACACACAACAUCUACCUGGUAUCCGAGAAAAACAUCGACAAGUCAACAUGAAAUUUAUUAUCGUAUCACUGUCUGUUUUGAGUGCGGCCCUUGCGGCACGUUUAGACUCCAACUACCUUCCUCCAGCCGCUGGCGGUGCGAGAAGUUUUGCAGGAGCAGGAACAGGUGCUGGGGCUGGGCCGUUUGGUGGUGGUUUCGGUGGUGGCUUUGGCCCAGGAGCUGAUUUUAGGAGCGGACCUCAAAUUCCCAUCUUGCGAUACACCAAUGAUAAUGACGGAAGCGGCAACUAUCAAUACAGUUACGAAACUGGAAAUGGUAUCAACGCCGAAGAAAGAGGACGAUUCGUUGGUGGAUUACCGGAAGGUGGAGCAACAGUAGCAGAUGGAUCCUUUUCUUAUACCGCUCCUGAUGGACAAAGAAUCAGUUUAACUUACACUGCUGAUGAAAAUGGAUUUCAUCCAUCUGGUGCUCAUCUUCCUACUCCACCACCAAUUCCAGAAGCCAUUCUUCGAUCCCUAGAAUUCAACCGUGCUUCAGGUGGAAAUGCAGGUGACUUCGGAGGAAAUGGCGGAGACGACGGCCAAUACAGACCUUCCCAAACGUUCUCUGCCCCAUCCGGAAGGACGUCGUUUGGUGGUUAUCGUUAUUAGAAUAUUUUUCUAUUAAUAAUUCAAAUGGUGAUUUGCUCGUCUAUUAAAAUGAAUGUACAAAUGAUCUUUAUUGUACCAUACUUAGUUGUGACACUCUGUGAGUUGCUUUUUAGUGCUAUUGCGUAAUGUAUAUAUACAUAACAUAAAUAAGUGAUAAUUAAUAUGCAAACAUGCAAAUAAAUGCAACAAAA
Molecule: messenger RNA, 1091 nt
Organism: Agrilus planipennis (emerald ash borer)
Lineage: Eukaryota; Metazoa; Arthropoda; Insecta; Coleoptera; Buprestidae
Product: pupal cuticle protein 20-like
Exons: 4
Cellular component (GO): chitin-based extracellular matrix
Molecular function (GO): structural constituent of chitin-based larval cuticle
Source: RefSeq, a predicted model, not a curated record